AUGGCAAGAGAAAAUGAAACUGCAGGUUUUGAGUUCCUCCUCUGGGGCCUCUCAGAGCGGCCAGAGCAGCAGCGCAGCCUCUUUCUGCUCUUCCUGGGGAUGUAUGGGACCACGGUGGCUGGGAACCUGCUCAUUGUCCUGGCCAUUGCUGCAGAUGUGCACCUGCACACCCCCAUGUACUUCUUCCUUGCCAGCCUGUCCUGCGCCGACAUCCUGUUCACCUCCAGCACUGUGCCGAAGGCAUUGGCAAACAUGCAGACGCGGAGCAGGUCCAUCUCCUAUGCAGGCUGCCUGACUCAGCUCUACUUCUUCCUGACCUUUGGGGACAUGGACAUCUUUCUCCUGGCCACAAUGGCCUAUGACCGCUAUGUGGCCAUUUGCCUCCCCCUCCACUACACGAUGCUCAUGAGCCUCCGGCGCUGCAGCUUUAUGGUGGCUGCCUGCUGGACCGUUACCAAUCUUGUUGCCAUGACCCACACCUUCCUCAUGUUCCGGCUCUCCUUCUGUCCCAAGAAGAUCAUUCCUGACUUCUUCUGUGACCUGGGACCUCUGAUGAAGGUCUCUUGCUCUGCGACCCGGGUCAACGAGCUUGUGCUUCUGUUCUUGGGGGGCGCAGUCAUUUUAGUCCCAUUGUUGCUCAUCCUGGUUUCUUACAUCCGCAUUGCAUUAGCUAUCCUCAGAGUCCCCUCCGUCCAGGGAAGGCGCAAGGUCAUCUCUACCUGUGGUUCCCACCUUGUUGUAGUUGCCCUGUGCUUUGGGACAGUGAUCAGGGCUUACCUGUGUCCCUCAUCCUCCUCUUCCAAUGCAGUGGCAGAAGACAUGGCAGCUGCUGUCAUGUACACUGUGGUGACUCCCCUGCUGAACCCCUUUAUCUACAGCCUCCGGAACAAGGACAUGAAGGGGGCGCUGGCCAGGCUUUUCCGUGGCAAAAUCUUCUUGAAGGGCUACUGA
Molecule: messenger RNA, 951 nt
Organism: Cavia porcellus (domestic guinea pig)
Lineage: Eukaryota; Metazoa; Chordata; Mammalia; Rodentia; Caviidae
Product: olfactory receptor 1P1-like
Exons: 1
Coding region: 1-951 (316 amino acids)
Biological process (GO): G protein-coupled receptor signaling pathway
Cellular component (GO): plasma membrane
Molecular function (GO): olfactory receptor activity; G protein-coupled receptor activity
Source: RefSeq, a predicted model, not a curated record